AUGCAGUCCAAAAUCAGCGCCUUCUUCAAAUCUCCCGCUCAUGUGCCAAAAUCCAGUGACCCAGCUCUGGUUGUCGACGGCGACGAUGACGAACUAGCAAUCUAGAAGAAAGAGCAUCGUAUCUUCAAUAUCUACGAGCGAAAACGUUCCGAUCCAAAAAUGACGAUUAUCAAGAAUAAGAAGAGGAGCUAUGCUCAGUUCCAUCUAGAUUGUGGUCAAUCUGAUUUCCUGUUACACAAUUGUUCCACUUGCGGUGUCAAAUUUGCUCCAGGUGAUGCAGAGGAUGAGAAGGCACACAAAGAAUUUCAUAAAACAUAUACUCGAGGGCUUCCAUUUAAAGGAUGGACAAACGAAAGGGUUGUCCAUAUGCCUAAUGGCAAAGGGGGUCGAAUCAUUUUGGUCUUGCAGGGUGACCCUCUAGCUCAGAAAAAUAAGGUCGAAGAGGUUGUGAAAAUGAUGGAAAUUGACCUUGGAACGGGAUGGAUAAUUCAUCAACACUGCAAGGUUUAUCUGUUCAUUUCCCUACAGAGGAUUGUUGGGUGCCUUGUUGCUGAACCAAUCAAAGAAGCAUUUAAAGUUAUCUCUUGCUCAGUUGCUGGAAGUUCUGAUGGCAGCAGAAAGAAGGAAACAAAUUCAUGUUCAACCACUCUCCAAUUUGGGGAUAUAAUUUUUCGAAGAGAAGUUAAAAAAAGAGCCUCUUCGGGAAAUGAAUUUGCAGAAUUGGACACAACACAUGGUGGGGCAACAUUCUGUGAAGACAAGGCAAUCACUGCAGUUUGUGGCAUUAGAGCCAUAUGGGUGACUUCCUCCAACAGAAGAAAACGCAUUGCCACCCAUUUGCUAGAUGCUGUGAGGAAAAGUUUCUGCAUGGGUUUCGUGCUUGACCAUUCUCAGUUAGCAUUCUCUCAGCCAACAUCAGCUGGAAUGGCAUUAGCAUCAAGUUACACUGGCACUGGAUCAUUCUUGGUGUAUAGAGACAACAAAACAGAGUCAUAGAAAUUGAAUCCGCUAAGCCAUGUUUUGAUUACUUUUAUAGAAUUAUGGAUGUUGUAGUUAUUGCAUAAUGUUAAUUAUGGUGUUGAUUUACGUACAAAACCUUGAAUGCUUUCAUUAAGAAUGUUAAGGUUAUAUAUGAGCAUAUUCUCUACUAUGAAAUAUGAGAAGUUCAUGUAGCAAGAGUAGGAAUUUAUAUAGCACUGUUCGGGGAGGGAUUUUUUAUUGUUUGAUUAGAUUAACAAAGAAGAAUUAUCUACUUCAUCAGACUAGUUCCGGAUUCGGGCAAGUUAAUUAGCACACGUUUUAGCUUCUUGAUUCA
Molecule: messenger RNA, 1315 nt
Organism: Prosopis cineraria
Lineage: Eukaryota; Viridiplantae; Streptophyta; Magnoliopsida; Fabales; Fabaceae
Product: protein CHROMOSOME TRANSMISSION FIDELITY 7-like
Biological process (GO): mitotic sister chromatid cohesion
Cellular component (GO): nucleus; chromatin
Molecular function (GO): protein-lysine-acetyltransferase activity
Source: RefSeq, a predicted model, not a curated record